Messenger RNA from Trifolium pratense (red clover), 911 nucleotides. RefSeq names its product transmembrane emp24 domain-containing protein p24delta9-like. NCBI's taxonomy places the organism in Eukaryota, Viridiplantae, Streptophyta, Magnoliopsida, Fabales, Fabaceae. Gene Ontology annotation, cellular component: COPII-coated ER to Golgi transport vesicle; endoplasmic reticulum; Golgi apparatus. Bases 170 to 841 code for a protein of 223 amino acids. The transcript is spliced from 4 exons. Gene Ontology annotation, biological process: Golgi organization; intracellular protein transport; endoplasmic reticulum to Golgi vesicle-mediated transport. The record is from RefSeq and is a predicted model, not a curated record.
ACCAAAUAAUUAAUUUUCGUCAAAAAAAAACCACAUAAUUAAUUAAUAACCAAAUUUGUACAACCACAUAAUAAAAUAGAUUAAUGGUAAUUAUAGUAAUUUGUAACCCCCCUCCACUUAAGUGUUUUGAAUUCCUCCCCAAUUUCUUCUUCUCAUUGCACCAACAAUCAUGAAUACGUUUGGAUUAAACACACAACAAUCCUAUUUGUUUUUUCUUCUACUUUUAUCUUUGGGAUUGUUUUCAUAUUCAGUUCAAUCCAUGAGAUUUGAUUUGUCACAUGGUAAAUCAGCAAGAUGCUUCUUUGAAGACAUACAAAAGAUUAGUACAAUGGUAUAUGGCAAUUAUUCCAUUGUCAAUCCUAAUAAGGGUCACCCUUUGCACCCUAACCACACUAUUACUGUUCAGGUUACACAUGCAGAAGACGGAGGCAAAUAUCAUUUAGCAGAGCGUGUUCAAGCAGGGCAAUUUGCAUUUACGGCAUAUCAAACUGGUGAUUAUCUUGUAUGUUUCAUGCUUACAGAUGAUGAUCCUCAAUUAACAUUCUCUGUCGAUUUUGAUUGGAAAACUGGAGUUACAGCUAAAGGUCGCCCUAAUAUUGUAAAGAAAAGCAACAUUGAUUAUAUGACAUAUGAAGUACAAAUUAUGCAAGAAACUGCCUUGGCCAUUAAGGAGGAGAUGUCUUAUCUUCUUCAACGAAAUACAGAAAUGCUAGAGCUCAAUUGGAUGACAGACAAUAGAAUGUUAUUGUUUAUUUUCGUUUCAUACUUUAUUUGCUUCUCAGUAGCAGGGUUACAACUAUGGCACUUGAAGACAUUUUUUCAGAAAAAGAAACUCAUAUAAUAUUUUUCUUAUUAGUUAAUUAUACAACUGAAUUUUCUUAUGAGCCAUGUAAAACCAACUUAAAUCUAUU